AUGGCAGCCACUCAAUUCGAAGUGACCCCGGAGAAGCAGGCGAGCUUUCCUCGCUACCUCUAUCGCCAACUCACAGCCACCCCACAGGUUGUAAGCGACAUCGACCUCCAUGGCAAGACGGCUAUAGUGACGGGUUCAAACUGCGGCGUGGGGCUCGAGGUCAGUCGCCAGCUGCUUGAUCUAGGCAUCAGUAAAUUGAUUUUGGCUGUGCGUGACGAGGACAAAGGUCGUGUUGCCGCCCAAGAGUUACUGGCUGAUCGGGACGACGGGACACCACCUGAGACCAUCGAGGUGUGGAAACUCGACCUCUCUCUCUAUGCGUCAGUGGUAUCUUUUGCCGAGCGUGCCCGGCAUGAACUGGCGCGGCUCGAUAUCGUUGUCCUCAACGCAGGCAUGGUGCCCGCAAAGCGUGUCGUCAGCACAUCAACUGGCCACGAUGAAAUUAUCCAGGUCAACUACAUUUCUACUGCCCUACUGGAGCUUCUGCUUCUUCCCGUGGCCAAAAGUGUACGGCAGAAUCAGCCACAGCCAACACGUAUCACCUUGACCUUGUCCGAGGUGGCGUCAUGGGCGCGCUUCCCGGUCGGCAAAGAUGUGCCCAUUCUGGCAGCACUCGACGCACCUGGUAAGCUUGCCGAUGAUACAAACGAUCGAAUGUUUGUUUCGAAACUCCUUGGCCACUAUUUUGUCCACACUCUCGCCCAAAAGGUACCCUCUUCCGUAGCUGUUGUCAACGCUGCCUCCCCGGGCGCCAUUUAUGACUCCCAAUUCAAUCGCGAAUUCGACAGGCUGCCAUCGGGCAAGGUUGUUAGAGCGAUUCUUCGUCGUGUAGGGAAUUCGUCAGCGGUAGGUGCACGUAUGGUGACGGACGCGGCGGUCCAACACAGAGACGACGAAGUCCAUGGAAAAUUUUUGUCUUUCCAGAAAAUUGUACCAAUGCCUCCCAUCAUUUACACAGAUGAGGGAGCAAAGAUUUCGGAUCAAUUAUGGAGGGAGACAGGGGUUGAGCUAUCAUUCGCCAAAGUCGCCGAGAUUGUGAGGGAUGUAGGUGCUUAG
Pestalotiopsis fici W106-1 is the source of this 1056-nucleotide messenger RNA. RefSeq lists its product as uncharacterized. The coding region runs from base 1 to 1056 and encodes 351 amino acids. The transcript has 2 exons. The record is from RefSeq and is a predicted model, not a curated record. NCBI's taxonomy places the organism in Eukaryota, Fungi, Ascomycota, Sordariomycetes, Amphisphaeriales, Sporocadaceae.